UUAUAGUAAUUAGAAGCCACUUUCAUUUGAUUUUGAACGUGAACAUGGCCCUCAAAAUGACAUCCUCGUCGCUUCACCAGACGCUACUCCAAGCUGUCUUCAUCCUGUUUUUAAACUUCUUACCAGCGAUUGAUUCAUCCGAAUUUACGCCGGAGGAGGCAAUGCAGAUUGUGGAUAAACACAAUGAGUUGAGAUCACAGGUUCAGCCUGAGGCGGCUAACAUGCGAUAUAUGAACUGGGACCAACCUCUGGCCAGUAUGGCGCAGCAGUAUGCAGAGCUAUGUAUCUGGGACCAUGGCCAGGUGGAGAACAACACCUCGUCAUUUUCUCCAAUUGGGCAAAACUUGUGGCUUGGAGGUGGUAAGCCCACAAAUUCGCCAAGUGGUCUGAGUGCCACACAAGCCUGGUAUAAUGAGGUUCGAUACUACGACUACAACUCGCGCAAAUGUUCUGACGGUAAACUGUGUGGUCAUUAUACUCAGUUGGUUUGGGCCGAAUCUUAUGCACUUGGCUGUGGACGUAAUUUUUGUGAAACAGCAGUAGAACCGUCAAAACCUACAAGACCCCCAAGAACAAACGUCUGGAUAAUAGUUUGCAACUAUGGAUUGGCGUUUUGCAGACAAGUCUGCUAUAAUUGUGGGACACUAGACGAAACAAGCUGCACUUGCGCAUGUCAACAAGGCUUUAUAGGAGGAGACUGCUCAAGUCCAUGUGAAGACACUCACAGGUAUUGUGGGCAUGGCUGGUAUCGUCCACAGUGUAGUUACUAUCAGCCAGCAAUCAAUAAGUGCCCUAAAAUGUGCGGCUUUUGUGUUGAUCCAGAUCCUAAUUUCAACUGGGACCAACCUCUGGCCAGUAUGGCGCAGCAGUAUGCAGAGCUAUGUAUCUGGGACCAUGGCCAGGUGGAGAACAACACCUCGUCAUUUUCUAAAAUUGGGCAAAACUUGUGGCUUGGAAGUGGUAAGCCCACAAACAUGCCAAGUGGAACAAAUGCCACGAUCGCCUGGUACAAUGAGUAUCGACACUACGACUACAAGACACGCAAAUGUGCUAAAAAAAAACUGUGUGGCCAUUAUACUCAGGUGGUUUGGGACGAUUCGUAUGCGGUUGGCUGUGGUCGUAUUUUUUGUGAAACAGCAUAUGAACAGUCAAAACCGGAAAGAAGAAAUGUCUGGAUAAUCGUUUGCAACUAUGGACCGUCGGGGAAUUACAAUCGACAUCCGUACAAAGCAGGACCAAACUGCACCAAAUGUUCCACUAACGUCGGCCAGUGCUACAACGGUUUAUGUCGGUCGUGUAAAGAGCAUAACGAAACAUGCAUUUGUAGGCAAAUCUGUCAUAACUGUGGGACAUUGAACGAAGAAAACUGUACAUGCGACUGCAAAGUUGGUUUUACGGGAGGAGACUGCUCAAAUUCAUGUCAGGACAGAUCUAAGUAUUGUGGGCGUGGUUGGUACUGUCCGCAGUGCAGGUACUAUCAGCCAACUAUCAAGCUUUGUCCCAAAUUUUGUGGCUCAUGUGCUAAGCGUUUUAGACCAGAUCCUGAUCUUGUUUGUGUUGAACCAGAUCCUAAAUUUGUUUGUGAUAAAACAUUGGAUGACUAACAUCUUGAACGAAUACUUGGAGAAGUUCAUAAAUCAACUUAUAUCAUCAUUCCACUGGCUUUUCGUGAAUUUAAGAUUAAAUUAAAUAUAUAUUACAUAUAUUACAUACAGUAGCAGUUGAUUUGUCAAUACCAAUGCAUUUUGAAGGUGUUGACGUUACAUAAUUAAGCUAUUUCUUCAUAGUACCGCGGUAUACUAAACUUUAAAUAAUUAUUGUAAGUACUGUAACACGAUUUACCUUGAAAAAUAAAACUGUAUGUAGGCCUAUGCAACGCAAAGAUUUACGGUAUGUACUGUAAUUAAAUAAGUCAAUUCGUAGUUUGAACUGCGCAUGCCCGUAUCCAAGGUUGACUUAUGUAGCAUCAUGCAUCUGAAUAACUGAAUUCAGUAAUUUUUAAAUCAGAUAUAAUAAUAUAAUUCUACUCUUACUGAACUGACAAACACACGUGAUUAACUGGCUUCAAAAUACUUAACAUUAAAGUAAAAACAAACAAUCUAUAAUUUUUCUGGUGUUUGCUGGAAGGUCUGCACUGCGAAACCCUUGACUGUUUUUAUUUCCAUUUUUAUAUGUCUCCUUUCCAAAUUUUUCUAUUUUAUUUCAACAAAUUAAUAUUGUAUGUUUUAUGUCCUGGACGUUUUCCCUUUGUUUGGACCUUGAGUCUAUGGAACCUGUCCCUUUGCUUCCCUUUUUCAUCUGUUUGUGUGUUGCAAUAAAUUGAAUAAAGAAAAAGAAAGAAAGAAAGAAAGAACAAAAAAGGCCUAAUUCAAAUAAGUAUAUACUUAGUUUAUUUAUCUAAAAAAAAUUUAUCCAUUUGACACCCUCAACUACAAUAUCCUCAUGAAAUUAGUCUUACUCACUGCGGUCGUUGCCAACCAGUCAUCUUUGCUCGAACACUGUCUUCCUCUUAUUCUGUUUUACCAGGUUCCUCUAGGAUCUAUCCUUUCUCACCUGUAUCUAAAUCAAUGCUAUUGAUUUACUUUGUACUUCUUAACACAGAUGACAUGUAGGCCUAUAUAAGUGGGAUAGCAUAUUUAUUCUGCUGUCUAAUUUCUCUCUAUCUGGCUAAAAUCUAACAGAUUAACUAAGUCUCAAUGAUCUAAAAAGUAAAUCUAUGCAUAUUGACGUCUGGAAAGUUCAUUGGAUUAUACGUAUUAUGUCACAAAAUAACGUGUAGGCCUACUCACACACAACUUUGCAGGACCGUUCAAACGAUUGUGAAAUUACGUCGUAUACGUAUUUAUGGUUCUAAAAAAUACCGAAAACGUUUUUAUAACGGGAAUAUUGUUAGCUGGGGAUGUAUAUAGAUUUCUGCCGCUCCUGAAAACCCAAAAGAGAGCUUAGAACUUAUUAAGUCUCAUUCAGCUUUAAUGACCCAAUUUGUUAAGCCUGCUCAUUUCCAAUGAAUGUCCAAGUGCUAUAUCUCACUCAUUUAACGAAAUUCAAGGUAACGUAAUCUUUUUCACUGAUCUAACUAUUUCUACAUUUCUUCCUUCCACUUCUUUCUCCAUUCAUUUAGAGCUUUUAUUUUUUUUUACAGUGUAUUAUUUGUAGUAUUAACAAUUGCUUAUCACUAUAUCAAUUUAUAUUACAGUAUUUUAAUAUAUCAGAUUAAAUAAUAAUAAAUAUAAUUUUUAUAUAAACGUAGUUAUUGUUUUAAAUAUUGUGGUUUUAUAUUGUAUUAAUUUGCUUGUAUGUAGUUGAGGGUCCACAUGAUCAGCUUCGGCUGAUGGAUCACCCUCACAAAAUAUUGGUGAAGGAAUAAAUAAGAUAAAAU
Messenger RNA from Anneissia japonica, 3379 nucleotides. RefSeq lists its product as uncharacterized. Gene Ontology annotation, cellular component: extracellular region. NCBI's taxonomy places the organism in Eukaryota, Metazoa, Echinodermata, Crinoidea, Comatulida, Comatulidae. The transcript has 15 exons. The record is from RefSeq and is a predicted model, not a curated record. Bases 45 to 1604 code for a protein of 519 amino acids.